Carica papaya (papaya) is the source of this 1297-nucleotide messenger RNA. RefSeq names its product myb family transcription factor PHL7-like. Lineage: Eukaryota; Viridiplantae; Streptophyta; Magnoliopsida; Brassicales; Caricaceae. Gene Ontology annotation, molecular function: DNA-binding transcription factor activity; DNA binding. The record is from RefSeq and is a predicted model, not a curated record.
AAAAAAAACAGUCUUCCUGAAAUCACAAUCAGACCCAACCAAUGGCUUGACCUAAACUUCUCUUGCAUUUCCAUAUGCCAUCAUAAAGGUUCCACCUUCCUUUUUCUGCUCGUUUCUCUACGUCAAACCCCUUCUUUACACACAUCUCUCUCCACCAUUUUUCAAUUUUAUGCUUCUUCACGAUGAUACCUCCAUUUCCUUGAUGCGGAAAAUCUGCCUGCUAUUACCUAUGUACGUGCAUCAUCAAACCUAGUCUCUGCAACAUGUAUCAUGCCAAGAAAAUUUCAACUGCAAACUUGGUGCCCCAUAAACCUCAAGGGGCUGAACAGUUUCCAAGUACCGGUACACUGGGUGGAAAUGUGGUGAAUAAUUCAACUUCAGCUGGGGGUGGUGGAAAGCAAAGGUUGAGGUGGACCUCAGAUCUUCAUGACCGUUUUGUAGAUGCCAUCACUCAGCUUGGUGGACCAGAUAGGGCAACACCAAAAGGUGUUUUAAGAGUUAUGGGAGUACCUGGGCUCACAAUUUAUCAUGUGAAGAGCCAUUUACAGAAAUAUCGACUUGCAAAGUACCUUCCAGAAUCUCCAGCUGAUGGUCUUAAAGAUGAGAAGAAAGAUGCAGGAGACAGCAUAACUACUCCGGAUUCCUCCCCGGGAGUUCAAAUUAAUGACACAUUGCGGAUGCAGAUGGAGGUUCAAAAGCGUCUACAUGAACAGCUUGAGGUGCAAAGACAGUUGCAAAUGCGAAUAGAAGCUCAGGGGAAAUAUUUGCAAAAGAUUAUCGAGGAGCAGCAGAGAAUAGGCAGUAAACUAAAAGCAACAGAGGCUGUGGACAAGGAAAAAGCAUCAGAGUCAGAAGCAUCUGCUGAUGCCAGUGAAGGAUUGUUGUCUCCCCGAAAGAAACAGAAGAGAAAUGAUGACCAAGCUGCCUCCAAAAGCUAACCAGAAGAGGUACUUUCAGCAAUGCUACAUUUGCUUGGAUUUGUCGAAGACUGUUGACACCAUGUCUAACGGGAAACUACCUCAGGGCAAGAAGCAGCAUCUUGGGGAUCCAAAAUAGGAUGUGGAUUUUUAGCAACCGAAUAUUUUUCUAUAUUUCGUAUGCAUUGCUCUGUACAGAAUAUACACUUUGUAGAGUAUAUUUAUUGUAAUCAUAAUUCAAUACAUCUGGCUGGCUGGCGUUUCUAUUUUUGCUGUAGGUUCCUGCUGCCAUCUGCUCGUUAUGGGACCUUACUGUAUGUCAUCACUAUUGUGUAGCAAUAAACACUAAAUCUUAUAUCUGAAGCACCUAUUUUUCUGCA